UUUCUCUGGCCUUGGGAGUCCCCAAAGAAGGAAACCUCAUCAGACGAUUCUUCAGGUAUGUUCAAGAGGAUAGUAGUGGUGUUGCUGGCAGGUCUUUCGGCAUGGCUUUAUCAGGCCACAGUGCCUCCCCCUCCAAAAAUCUGCGGAACCCCAGGAGGACCUCCUGUUACUUCACCUAGAAUCAGAGUCAGCGAUGGAAGACAUCUAGCCUACAGAGAGACAGGAGUUCCUAAGCAGGAUGCCAAGUACAAGAUCAUCAUUGUUCAUGGCUUUGGUGUCUGCAAAGAUUUCGAACCACCAUUCCCUCAGGAUAAAGCAAAACAGCAAGGUGUCUUUGAAUCUCUUCAUCGAGACUUAAUGGUGGGAUUUGGCACCUGGGAAUUCGACCCCAUGGAGCUAAAUAAUCCAUUCCCUCAUAAUGAGAGCUCUGUCCAUAUUUGGCAAGGCUAUGAAGAUAGGAUCAUCCCAGUUCUCCUACAACGCUAUGUCACAGAAAGGCUGCCUUGGGUUCAGUAUCAUGAGUUUCCUGAUGGUGGGCAUAUGAUCUAUUUGGAUACUAGGAUAUGUGAAGACAUUUUAAGGACUCUUCUUCUGAGAGAGAGUAGUCUUUUUGUUUAAAAGCCUUGUACUGCUGUAAUUUCAUUCAGAUUCACCAGUUCAAGCAUAAAAGGGAAAAAACUUGAGGAUAAACCAUCUAACAUUAGGCAUCAUCCAAGCUUCUGUUUAUCUCUCCCUUCUGGUUGAGGGGCUUAGAAUAGAAGAUCUUUGGGGAUAAAAUCUCCCUUCUGUCAAGGCAUCUUUACUGAAAUAACUAGUUUCCAGAUGGAAACUCCAUUUUGUAUUGCAAUUUUGCAGGUUUCUUAAUUCAAUAUGUUUUCGAGGGAGGGUGGGAGUU
Nelumbo nucifera (sacred lotus) is the source of this 895-nucleotide messenger RNA. RefSeq lists its product as uncharacterized. The record is from RefSeq and is a predicted model, not a curated record. Lineage: Eukaryota; Viridiplantae; Streptophyta; Magnoliopsida; Proteales; Nelumbonaceae.